Molecule: messenger RNA, 1803 nt
Organism: Cladophialophora immunda
Lineage: Eukaryota; Fungi; Ascomycota; Eurotiomycetes; Chaetothyriales; Herpotrichiellaceae
Exons: 3
Coding region: 1-1803 (600 amino acids)
Source: RefSeq, a predicted model, not a curated record
AUGGCGGGCGGACAGUUCUGGUCUAUCGCAAGCUUUAUUCUUCAUCAAACCCGGGCGGCAAGGCGAACGUACGCUGAUCACGCAAUGUUACACCAACAACAAGUCAUUCUUCGAAACGACUCGUCGCCAACCAGUGUCGCGCAGACGCUCCUCAAAUUAGCUCUCGCUUGGCGAAAAGCCAGGGUUCGACCUUUCCGGUCCAUUUUGGCUCCCUUGGCCUCCGCCCUCCUCAUCUCGGGAGGCUUUUUCGUCGCCGGUCUUUUCUCAUCCGAGGUCACGUCGGCGGCGAGCAAGGACAUGCUUCUCCGAAGCUCUCUUUGCGGAUUAUGGACGUACGGCCAAGUCGCUCCGGGGGCGGAAUUUUAUGGCGCAGAAAAGACUCUGAACGAAUCCCUGGCAGCGGCGGAAUACGUCAAAAAUUGUUACGGCGGCAGCCCGACUCCAUUCAAGUGCAACCUCUACGUGACUCAGCAGAUCUCAUGGAAAGUCAACCAGAGCGCCCUCUGCCCGUUUGCUUCCGGAACUUGUGUCUACGGCAACAACGCAGCCUUGGAGCUGGACACUGGACCGUUGGAUUCCAACGACGUUUUUGGGUUGAACGCGCCCCAGUCUCAUCGUAUCACAUACCGCAAGGUCACGACCUGUGCCCCCAUUUUGCUCACCCCAAGCCGCGGCGAGUGGGAGAACACCACCCUCCACCUACCUUGGGUCAACCAGGUCGUUGAAGUCCCCGUCGCCAGAUAUUAUUAUGGAAAGCAGGAUAGUACGAGUUGGACCUACGAGUAUUAUCCGACCGAACGAAUCAACGGGUUAGGUUAUCUGCUAUAUUCAUGGCUGGACGGAACUGGCUGGGAAGCCGCUGCUCCGUUUUCUCGAGCGGACGGGAAUGUAACGCUCUUCUUUUUGGCUCAAAACGUGGUCGAUUACAAGAGCAAAGUCGACGAUCCUUGGUUCGGAGCUCAUCAGGAAUUGAAUCUGAGUUUCGGGGGAGUUUAUUCCACGGUGUAUCAAGAAGAUUUCCCUGUAACUAUUUUAGGAUGCCUGGAUCAGCACCAGUUCUGCAAUCCUCGUUACCCCGGUUUUAAUGGCGAAUCUACCGGCUGCACCGCUCUGACCUCUGCCACCAAAGUAUACGACGAUCUUGCCGGGUUGAAGCUGAAUGACUACCAGAGCACUACCAUCUGGAAUCUGAACGAGUCCCUUGUGUACGCCAACACAUGGAAUGCGGUUAACGGUCGUGGAGCCUCAGCCCUGCAGGCCAGCAAUAAAAUGGCCGGGCUUCUGGGGACUGGGCUUCCUCCCACACAGUGGAUGACGGAAGUUUCGGGGGUGGCCAACUUUGUGGGCUACGCGUUGGGCCCGGGACCUCUUGCACCCGGCCUAAUGCUGGUAGCUCCCAACACGAGCGUGGGCCACGAUAUAUGCCGGUCACAGAAGGUCUCGGCGAGGGACGGCUAUCAGAACUUCAGCGUGCUCGGCAUUUCGAUCAUCAUAGGCGUGGGAACAUUGAUCAUCAUCAUCGGUCUCACGAUCGACACCAUUGUGGGCUGGAUGCAGACCAAGUUCAAAAGAGGAGAGUACCGUCUCUUGUCUUGGGAACUGGAUGACAAGCUACAGCUGCAAAGGAUGGCAUACGAGGGCGCCGGUUGGGGUCCCUGGAAAGACCAUUCUGGAUUUCCGAUCAAAGAAGGUGUCGCCGAGGUUGGACGAUAUGAACGUGAAAAGGCCCACGCGUCGAUAUCUUUACGUACAGGCAGCAAUGGAGAGCUGGGCCAUGAGGUCACCAUCGACAGCAGCAACUAA